Octopus sinensis (East Asian common octopus) is the source of this 10203-nucleotide messenger RNA. Its product is annotated as histone acetyltransferase KAT6B. Bases 1364 to 9496 code for a protein of 2710 amino acids. Gene Ontology annotation, biological process: regulation of DNA-templated transcription; nucleosome assembly. NCBI's taxonomy places the organism in Eukaryota, Metazoa, Mollusca, Cephalopoda, Octopoda, Octopodidae. The record is from RefSeq and is a predicted model, not a curated record. Gene Ontology annotation, cellular component: nucleosome. Gene Ontology annotation, molecular function: histone acetyltransferase activity; DNA binding. The transcript is spliced from 24 exons.
AGUUAAUAGAGAGGGUGACACCAUUUUGGAUUUUUUUGGGGGAAAAAGUCAAAUGGAGCCGAAGCUUGGUUGAUUAUAGUUACCAAUUGAGCAUUUGAGCAGCGGAAAAGGAGUAUAUAUAAUAAUUAAUAGAGAGGAGGUGUAUAUAUGAGUGCCUGCCUGGAUCAAUAUCUACAACUACAAGGACAAUAACCACAACAACAUCAUCAUUACAAGAAGACAAAUCGUUGGAGAUGUUUCGAGGAUGUUCCGUCACUAGACUAGCCGUUGCUCGGUCUUGGAAACACUAUCAAAACUGAAGCUUCUCUGAUACACCUGAACCCGCGAUCACCAUCACAAACACACACAUACACACACACAUAUAUAUAUAUAUAUUAAAAAAAAAAACAACAGAGGACUUGAUAAAAAAGAACAAAAGAAAAAGACAUGUGAUGAUUCCCUUUACUCCCCCCACUUAAUUCUCCCUUCCCUUUUUUUUUUUUUUUUUUUUAGAUAAUUAUUAUUAUUUCCGUGCGCCCCAUCUCAGAAAGCGAAACUGGUCCGUUCCGCAUCAACCUCUUUCUUCCUUUCAGUAUUGUUACGUAACCAACCUGCUGACACACUCACAAAGAUUUUGUGUUUUUAUAUAUUUUCAAUCAAGGAGAAAAAAGAAAAAGAAAUUUUUAGCAUUUUUGAAAAAAAAAUUAACUCCUCACCAUUAUUAUUAUUAUUACAGCAAACAUAGUUCUUACACUGACAUUUUGUUUAGACAACUGCUCCUCCUACGUGAGUGUGUAUAUAUAUAUUUGUAUAUAUAUAUACACAUAUGCUCUUAGCAAUAACCCCAGCAUUAAUUUAAGCUUUUGCCCUAAUCCAAUUAUUGCCUCACACCCCUUUUUUUCUCUAACCCCACCCUCCCAGACUGAGCUGGAUUUUCCAAUGAUUUGGAUUCUAGCAAACACCCCUCAAUCGUUGUCCCUUUUUUCUCCCCAUUCCAGCUGGAUUUCCAAUGUUUUGGGUUCCAGCAAACCCCCAUUUCUGUGACAACUCGUGCACAUUUUGUUUAGCUUCUGGCUCCCCCUGGUCCCAAGCUACAAACGUUUUUGUUAGUACUAUUGCUACUGCCAGCAAAAUUAACCCUGCCCCUACAAGCACCUGUUUCCGCGGGGCUUCUGAGACAAGUGAUCUCGUGCAUCACUGGUUGAUCCCGCCUUGGGCCACUGUUUUCCGCGAUUUCCUGCUGUUACCCCGUCUACUGCUUCUUCUUCUUCUUCUUCUUCUGCAACCCUUCUUCUUGUUGCUAUUGCUGUUGCUUCUGAGUUCUGAGGAAGCUUGUUGGUUGGGUCAUGUUGCUAUAUCUCCAGUCAUUGUGUAGCUGUCCAACAUGGUGAAAGAAAGGAAAGACUCCUUGCAGCCUGGGCUAGCAAACGCUACCUACACCAAGUGGAUCCUGGAGGCCAUCCGCAAGAUCAAACAACAGAAACAGCGACCCAGCAUCGACAGAAUCUGCAAUGCUGUCCGUCAGUCGCACAAGGUGAGUCGCGAAGUCAUCGAACAGCAUCUGGAGCUGUGCGUGAAGGAGGGCAGCGUGCUGAAGGUCUACAACAAGGGCCUAUGCUCCUACAAGGACCCGGAGCGCGUGGCGCAGCUCAAGAGCCGCACCCUGAAGGUCGGCCGGGGCACCGAGCUGGUGAAGCUGAUCGCCCGCUCGGUUAAGGAGCUCGGGGAGAUUGGGGGCUCGAGCCUGCACAAUAUCGAGAAGUACAUAUGCCGCAGCUACAACGUCGAGCUGACGGAAGGGGUGAACUUGAACCAGCAGCUGCGCCUCUGGCUGAAGAAAGGGGUGAAGACCGGCCAGCUGGUGCAGGAUGGACGCCUCGUCAAAGUCGGUUACAACAGCGCCAGCGUAGAAUCGGACUCUGUGGAAGGUAGCAGCGAAGGGGGCAGUGUAACCCAGUCGCACUUUGAUGAUGAGACGUCAGUCAGAAGCGAGACACCAUUACCCACAUUCCCUACCAGGGCCUGUAAGAAGAGAGCGUUACCAAUUCCCCUUUGUAGCUUUUGUUUGGGAACUGUGGAGCAGAACAGAGAUAGCAUUCCGGAGGAAUUGAUCUCCUGUGCUGAUUGUGGCAAUAGUGGUCACCCAUCUUGUUUGAAAUUUUCCGCAGAUCUGACAUCGAAAGUGAAGAUGUUACGUUGGCAGUGUAUAGAAUGUAAAAUAUGUUCUUUUUGUGGGAAAUCAGGAAAAGAGGAUAUGUUAUUCUGUGAUUCAUGUGACCGAGGUUUCCACAUGGAAUGCUGUGAUCCCCCACUUCACAGAGCGCCUAAAGGUGCGUGGAUUUGUAAAAUCUGUGAUCCUCGGAUUAUUAAGCGGGGGAGAAGGGAGAGUGAUGUGGUGGCAAAGGUAACGAGGAACAGUCCAAAACCAGUCAGGAAUGGCAUUGAUAGAGUCAACCUACGACCCACUACAAAGAACAGUUCAUUGAGGCAGUACACUUGUCCACGGUUAACCACACAACAGCAGCAGCAACAGCAGCAGCAGCAGCAGCAGACAGUACCUGCCGCAACGACAGCAGCAGCAGCAACAACAACCACAACAUCAACAACAACAACAACAGCAUCAACACCACCGGUCACACGAAGGGGGACUGCAGGUGCUCGACUAAAGGCCCAGAGAAGUACGAAGAGCAGAAGGUCGUCUACGUUGAACAGUUGCAGCGGUGCAUCUGUGAGCGACAAGGGCCAGCUCUCCAACCAUGACCACCACCACCAUCCAACACAUCCUGGUAAAGUACCCCCUCUUCAGCAAAAUGGUGAACACUGUUCAUCGUCGGAGAGCGACGAGUUGGAGAACGCUGGCCGGGACCAGGCGGACCCGACUGUGCCGCCGCCGCCUUCGUCGUCAUCGCUGAACAGCAGCAAGCCAAAGGGGCUGUUUGAUGGCCUCUCCCGCUUCUUUACCCCUUCAAACAAACGUAAAUCUCGCGUGUCGUUGAACACAUGUAACACAAACCCCUCCGUCUCUUCUUCUUCUUCCUCCUCCCUAUCAAUGACCCCGGUUUUGCCAGCUCUUGCUCUCAUCCCCGACAAUGCCACAACCACCAACACCACCACAACCACCAACACCACCACCACCACCUCUUCUUCUUCAGCUCCUUCCGUCUCUUCCGUUUCUUCUUCUUCUUCGUCUUCUCCUUCUUCUUCAUCAUCGUGUGUAAAGAUACAGAACAAAUCUCUUUCGGCUGUGCAGCAAAACUCGCAGUGUCAGAGUAAUUCGCAGCAGGCUGCCAGCAAGAUCCUGCGCAAGUCUCGCAUGCUGCAGGCGAGCAAGGGCCGGAAGAAAGCAGGGGGGCCGCCGGGUAGCGGGCAGCUAAAGGGGCUCUUCGACGGCCUCUCGCACCUGUUCACCGCCCAGGGUGAGUCCCGCAAGCGUAACAUACCCGUGUACACGCCGCCGCGCAGGAUGCGCAGGGCGAGGAACAACAACAACAACAACAACAACAACACCGGCAACAACAACAACAACAACAACAACGAUGCGUGCACCCCUGCAGGGGCAGCGGCGUCGGGCCCCGCUUCCGGUGUCCUGUCGGCUGCUGCCGUGGCGCCGGCCCCGGUGCCUGCUGCAUCGCCGUUGACUGCACCGCCGCCGCAACCACCGCCCCCUCCUCCACCUCCUCCUCCCCAGCCUGCCCCUCCCUCUCGUUCACAUUCGUCGUCAGUGCAGUCUGGUACUCACCGGCAAAGGACUCACGUGUCUCCGUCAGUAAAACCGCCGUCGUCUACUACCACCGCCGCCGCCACUACCACUGCGGCGGCGGCAGCAGCAACAACAACAACAACCACAGCAACGGCAACUACUGGUGUGACCACGUCUCGCCGUGCGGCUCACUCGUCGACGUGUGCCGCCACGGCGACUCGGGCGGGCAGCCGAGACGCGGCGUUGACGACGGCCGCCACAGCACGGGACAGUCCGGUGACGCGGACGCCAUCGCAGCAACACCACCACCACCAACAACAACAACCAACACCACCACCACCACCACCACCUCCAGCUCAUACUCCACCAUCAUUGUCUUCACCAACUCCACCACCAUCACAACCCCCGCCACCACCACCGCCGCCGCCGACGCCGUCCAGAAGGGGUCGGGGUAGAGGGCGGGACCGCAACUCCUCCUCCUCCUCCUCCUCUACCUCCAAGUCUGAUCUUGCAGCAGCAGCACUGACAACAGCAACAACAACUACAACUACAACAACAACAGCAGCAUCAACAACCACCACAACACCACCACCACCACCUCCACCAUCAUCAUCAUCAACAUCAACAACUAUGGCAGUCCCUGGAAGUCUGGUUGCAGCAGCUGCCACCACGUCUACUACUACUGCCGCUGCUGCUGCUGCUACUACUACUAUUACUACUACUACUACUACUUCUACUGCCACCAUCACCACUACCACUUCUACUACUACUUCUACCACCACCGCUACCACCACCGUCGCCACUGCCACCACUACCACCACCACCACCGCCAACAUUUCUCCCUCAGCCGACAAGCGUCACCGCGAAGUCAGAGACACACUCCACUCGACUGACACCACUGCAGUGACAGGGAGAGGGCGUGGACGGUCACGCUCUUCUGCCUUGUGGAAUACGAGAUCCCUUAAUUUGAAAAGAGAUUCAGCAGAGACCAACCGAGCAGCAGCAGCAGCAGCGGCAGCAGCCGCCGCUGCAGCGCUAGCCCUGCCCCCUGGGGUCACCGAGAAGGAUGUUGAUUUAUUUAAACGAGCUCAGGAAAAGGCCCAGCAGGCUCUCUUUGAGGCUUCGUGUAAUGGGUCCGACAAGAAGACGUCUGGUGGCAGUGGCAGCGAGGCAACGGAUGCCAGCACCAAUAUGGCGUCGAGCAGCACUGCUGCGGCUGGGGCGGCGACCGCAACGACGACGGCGACGACAACAGUCACCACGGCAACCACUGCUGCUGCGAUGAGCACUGCGAUGCCCACCUGUCCAAGUUCACCCCUAUCAUCGUCCUCUUCCUCCUCUUCCUCCACCUCCUCCUCAUCAUCACACACACCUCCAGACACUCAGGGACGCUUUCCACCAUGCAUAGAGUUUGGCAAAUAUGAAAUUCAGACCUGGUACUCUUCGCCAUACCCUCAAGAAUAUGCCAGAUUACCAAAAUUGUACAUAUGUGAAUUUUGUUUAAAGUUUAUGAAAAGUCGGAGCAUACUACAGAGACACAUGGAUAAAUGUGGUUUAGAUCAUCCGCCUGCCAACGAGAUCUACCGUAAAGAUGAGCUGUCAGUCUUUGAAGUCGAUGGUAAUGUCAGCAAGAUCUAUUGCCAAAAUCUGUGCCUGUUGGCCAAGUUAUUUCUUGACCACAAGACUCUCUACUAUGAUGUCGAACCGUUUCUAUUUUACGUUCUCACCUUUAAUGACAACUCAGGAUGUCACAUUAUUGGUUAUUUCUCCAAGGAGAAGCACUGCCAACAGAAAUACAAUGUUUCCUGUAUAAUGACAAUACCCCCGUAUCAAAGAAAAGGCUAUGGCCGGUUUCUCAUUGACUUUAGUUAUCUGCUGUCACGUGUGGAAGGUCAGCCUGGCUCACCAGAAAAGCCCCUGUCAGAAUUGGGUAAAGUUAGCUAUCAGUCCUACUGGAAGAGCAUCAUGAUUGAAUACCUGUACAAGUCCAAUGACACCAAGGUCACGAUAAAAGCAAUUAGCCGUGCCACAGGUAUGGACCCACAUGAUGUAGCUACUGCUCUGACAGCCCUUAAUAUGGUCAUUAAAAAAGGGGAGAGAGUGGUUAUUUUGGUGAAUAGGAAAUUGAUCAAGGAACACAUGCAGAAGCUAAAGCAAAAACUCCAGCAACGAAUCGAUGUUGACCCCGACUACCUUCAUUGGACCCCACUUAUCUCGACUCAGCUGCUCCUCGAAGAAGAGAAGAGAGCGGAGAAGGAGUAUGUGUCCGUGGUAGCUGGCAAGCACAAGAAGACUGGGCGUUGUGGUUACCACCAACUGCCACAGGUAGCUCCUCGGGGUGGCACCUCUCGCCACUUUCGGCUUUCCCGUCAGCUGAAAGAGAUGAGUCAGUUAGUGAACCACAUUGACGACGAGAAGAAGCUGGCCACAGGCACCGUGUCACCAGAUCAGCCACCACCACCCCCUGAACGGACGAGUAGGAGGAGGAGCGACACUACUACUACCACUACUACUACUGCAGCAGCCUCCACUGCACGACGAAAGCUUGGUCGGUGGGUUACAGUGGGCAUGAAGAGACGUGUAACAAGACGGACCUCUGUUGAACCUGCAGACAAGAGGUUAAAGACAGAUGAGGCCGAAACAAAGAAAGAUGAACCUGUUCCAGAAGGACGAUUGCUCAGACGAUCCAAUGCUGACCGUUCUAGACGGCUUGCGUCUACAGCGUCCCCACCCAAAAGUUCAGGUACGAAGAAAGACAGCCCUGCCAACAGUGCCGCCGAGGUUAACACUACCAGCCAAACCACGAACAACAGCAGCAGCUCUCCGGUCAGACGGGUGGUCGCGGAAAGGCGACGCACCAGCAGUCGGACGGCGAGCUACGCAGCAGCAGCAGCAGCCGCCGCUGCUGCUACUGCCGCAGUCGCUGCUGCCUUGAAAGCAACCAAUACUGCAAGUAAUAGUACGACCACUACUACUACCACCACAACUGCUGCAGCUGCUACAACACAACCGGACGGUGCCCCGCAACCUGAGCGCAAGAAAACGAGAGGUUGGCCGAAAGGGGUGAAACGUGGGCCGUUGGCGAGGAGACACGGCAAACGACGAGGUCGACAGAAUAAGACUGCGAAUGCGAGAGCGGCACAGAGACGGCGCAGAGCAGCGAAUGCUGCGGCCAUGGCAUCGGAGGAAAUGUUACCAUCCGAAGACCAGCAGCAGCAGCAAGAACAGGAGAAACAACAGCAGCAGCAGCAGCAACAACAAGAGGAAGAACCUCAGCAUGAAGAGGAAAACGAACAACAGCAGCAACAACAACAAGAACAAGAAUCAGCCUUGUCGUCGCCUGUGAGGGAGGAGGAGGAGGAAGAGGAAAGCGGCGAAUGCGACAAUAAUAAUAAUGAUAAUAAUAACACUAAUAAUAAUACGAGUAAAGACGAGAACAAUAUGGCAGUGGAGGAGGAGGAGGAGGAGGAUGACGAUGAGGAGGAGAUGGAGGUGGAUAUGGAGAAGGAGGAGCAGGAUGAGACGAUGGAGUCGUCUCCUGCGAGGCCCUAUGAUGUCGGUGUCGGCGGCCUGGACAAGGGUGAGCCGAUGCCUUGCGGGGAGACGAACAUGCCGGAUCAUGGCCACCACCACCACCAUCACCACCACAACCACAACCACCACAUCCAACAGCAGCAGCAGCAGCAGCAACAACAACAACAACAUUGUCCUUCUAUCCAGGGAGAUGGCAUGGAUAAGUCGCCUCGGCCGAACAAGAUGGACGUCGCCAACGGCAACGAUAACAAUAACACCAACGGCAACAACAACAACAACAACAGCCGGCUGGAAAACGUUGACAGUGAAGAGGAGAGCGAUGGUGAUGAUGACGAUGACGACGAUGAUGACGAUGAUGAUGACAGCAGCAAUAAUAGUAAUAAUAAUAAUAACAACAACAGCAACAACAAAAACAUGGAGCUCGACAUGGUGAAAGGGAAGCUGAAGAGCCCCAGCUCUGUGGGAAAAGUGCAUCAUUGCCAUGACGACGAUGAUGAGGAAGACGACGACGAUGAAGAUGAUGAUGAUGAUGAUGAUGAUGAUGACGAUGGAGAUUCCGAAGGCGAGGUAGAGUGUUCUUUGCCACUGUCCAUUGCACCUCGCUCUACCUCGUCGGCCGCGGUGGCCCACAGGGCGGAGGAAGAGGACGACGACGACGAGGAGGAAGAAGAGGAGGAGAUGUCCCACGACUCUGUUGUCGAGGACGACAACAGCCGCGACGCCGAGAUGCCGAGUGACGAUGACGAUGACGAUGAUGACGAUGACGACGACAGCAGUGGCAGCUACCACCGCGAGUUCAACAGUGACACGAACGCUGCUGUCGCGACCCCACUGAGCCGCGGCUCCGCCGGUGGCGGCACGGCCCCUACCCACAACUUCAACAACUUUGAGCCGAUUGACAACAACUCUGUAGGGGAAAUGAGCGGACCAGAACACGUAUCCCAGCAGGCCUCUGCAUCGACCCCAGCAGCCUCCGCAGACGGCCUGACCCUAAAUAAUCUGCCCAAUGCACCCCCUGCCUCAGCGACGACCCCGGCUGCUACCACGCCUUCUUCACAGAACCCCAACUGCCCCAACGUGGGCGGAGUCUUCCCGCCAGCCCCUGCCGGCAGCACCCUGAACAGUGUCCAGAGUACAGGCCUGUCGAAUGGUGGCGCCGGCAGCGGAGGCAGCAGCGGUAACAGCAGCGGAAGUGGCAGCAGUGGAGAGAGAGGUGGGGGUGGCAACAGCAGUAGUAGUAGCGGUAGUGGUGGAGGAGGCAGUGGAGGUGGUGGGAGCGGUGGUGGUGGUGGUACAGGUACGGGCGGGUUUGGAGCGGUGGACAUCGACGUGGCGCAGCUUGGUCUGGAGUCACCGACCUCGAUCAGCAGCAACGAGAUGGCAGUGAGCUCGGUGGAGACGGCAGCCACGCCCAACUUUACGGACUGCGCCCAGGUGCAAGGUUUCUGUAGCAGCUCGGGGCCGGGCCGCUUUAUGGACACAGUCAACUCACCGCAGCCGGUCAGCAGUACCGGUUCCUAUAUGCCCCCAAACACAACCGUCAACUACUCCACUUACACAGCUCCGUCAGUGCUGCUCCCCCAGGCGACGCAGCGGCUGAGCCACACGGCAUCCCCAUGCACGCUGCAGCUGAGUAGACAGAGUCCAAACUAUCAGACAAAUGCCAGCUGUAGUUUGGCCAAACUACAGCAGCUGACCAAUGGCAUUAUGGAGAUUGUCCCCGAGAACACGAUGACCCCGCCGCCCAACCUGACCCCGCCCCCGGUCAACAUGACCCCGCCGCCCACCAUGGUGCGCAACAUGCCCACCCCGCCCAUCCCGACACUGCAGCCGCAGAUGAACGCCCAGUACAAGCAGUUCCAGCGGCGCGGCUCCGGCGUGCGCAAGAGCCCCAACAUAUCCGCGGCGGCUGCUGCAGCCGCUGCCGCUGCGGCUGCUGCCCCUCCUCCGCCCCCUCCGGCGCCGCCGACCAAUAUGGCUGCGGCUGCCGCCGCAGCCGCGGCCCUGUCGCCGAACGUCACCCUGUCGCAGUCGAGCAUGAUUGCUGCACGCUACAAUGUGAUUAACAGCUACCGCAUGCCCCAGCAGAUGUUAAACCACGGCUACAUCUCCAGCCCUGGCUUCAUCAACCAACAGCAGCUGCCGGUGCAGAUGAGUGUGGUGAACAUGCACCCCAACCAGGCAUUCCAGCAGCAGAUCCAGUCCCCCCAGUCCAGCAACCAGGUGUACGCGACCUACGGUUACCUGUCCACGCCCACCCUCAACAUGAACAUGCGCCGGUAGUACUUGGCCCCCCCCGAUCCCUUUUUCUCGCCCUGCCCUGCCAACUAGCCCCCGGGGGGGCUCCUCAAUCAUCUCAUCUCUUCCCGUCUCUCUGGCCGACCUCUCUCUCUCUUUCUCCAUCUUUCUCUUCCACCCCCCUCUCUCCCUCUCUUUCCGUCAUGCUCUCCCCCGCUCCUGCCUCCACCACCUCUUGUCAUCUCUACAUUCUUCGCCGUACAUCAACUGCACCGCCGCCGCCACCAUCAUCAUCAUCAUCACCACUACCACCAACCAACCAACCAACAAACAAACCAACCACCAUCUUCAUCAUCAUCAUCAACAUCAUCAUCAUCUUCAUCACAUGAUCAGUUUGUACAUAGUCAUUGGAAGUCUUUUUCUUUUUUUUUUUUGGUCUUUCUAUUCCCCCCUCUUGCCAUCUCUGUUUGUCUGACCCCUGAGCCCUGAUCCCCAUUCCACCCCCAUCGCUUCCCAUCCUUCAACUCUUCUCUCUUUCUCUUCCCUGUCUUAACUUGUCCUCUCCCCCCUUCCACUACACCACACACACACACACACACACACCCUUCAUGCACCUAAUAUUCUCUCUGUCUCUGUCUCUCCCCCCUUUUUUUCCCUGUUUUUUUUUGUCAGCCUUACUCCCAUCUCCCCCCAUCCAGUUCUAACCCCCCAUCUGUGAAACACACUCCAGCCUCUUCAAAGCAUCUGGGGAA